This is a messenger RNA of Anguilla rostrata (American eel), 872 nucleotides long. It is a transcript of the gene rpl7a, whose product is annotated as ribosomal protein L7a. Gene Ontology annotation, biological process: ribosome biogenesis; maturation of LSU-rRNA. The record is from RefSeq and is a predicted model, not a curated record. The coding region runs from base 22 to 822 and encodes 266 amino acids. Gene Ontology annotation, molecular function: RNA binding. The transcript has 8 exons. Gene Ontology annotation, cellular component: cytosolic large ribosomal subunit. NCBI's taxonomy places the organism in Eukaryota, Metazoa, Chordata, Actinopteri, Anguilliformes, Anguillidae.
UUCCUUUCUGUCUGAUCCAUCAUGCCGAAGGGAAAGAAGGCUAAGGGGAAGAAGGUGGCACCUGCCCCUUCUGUGGCCAAGAAACAUGAAGCAAAAAAGGUCGUCAACCCCUUGUUUGAGAAGAGGCCCAAGAACUAUGGCAUUGGUCAGGACAUCCAACCGAAACGUGACCUAACACGCUUUGUGAAAUGGCCCCGGUACAUCAGGCUGCAGCGCCAGCGCUCCAUCCUGUACAAACGUCUGAAGGUCCCACCUGCGAUUAACCAGUUUACCCAAGCCCUGGAUCGCCAAACUGCAACACAGCUCUUUAAGCUGGCCCACAAGUACAGGCCUGAGACUAAGCAGGAGAAGAAGCAGCGACUGCUGGCACGUGCUGAACAGAAGGCUGCUGGAAAAGGGGAUGCUCCAACCAAGAGGCCGCCUGUCCUCCGUGCAGGUGUGAACACGGUUACUACUCUGGUGGAGAGUAAGAAAGCUCAGCUGGUCGUCAUUGCUCAUGAUGUGGAUCCCAUUGAGCUGGUGGUGUUCCUGCCCGCGUUGUGCCGCAAGAUGGGCGUGCCCUACUGCAUUGUCAAGGGGAAGGCCAGACUUGGUCGCCUGGUGCACAGAAAAACCUGCACUUCUGUGGCUUUCACACAAACCAACCCUGAGGACAAAGGUGCCCUUGCUAAGCUGGUAGAAGCUAUCAAGACAAACUACAACGACAGAUAUGAUGAGAUCCGUCGUCACUGGGGAGGUGGCAUCAUGGGGCCCAAGUCAACAGCUCGUAUUGCCAAGCUGGAGAAGGCUAAAGCCAAGGAACUGGCUACCAAGCUUGGCUGAAAACGCAGAGCCUGUGUGUUUGUUUAUAAAAAUAAAAUCUCUCAAGGCAA